Polyodon spathula (Mississippi paddlefish) is the source of this 3384-nucleotide messenger RNA. RefSeq names its product prostaglandin E receptor 1a (subtype EP1) (gene ptger1a). NCBI's taxonomy places the organism in Eukaryota, Metazoa, Chordata, Actinopteri, Acipenseriformes, Polyodontidae. The record is from RefSeq and is a predicted model, not a curated record. Gene Ontology annotation, cellular component: plasma membrane. Gene Ontology annotation, biological process: inflammatory response; positive regulation of cytosolic calcium ion concentration; adenylate cyclase-activating G protein-coupled receptor signaling pathway. Bases 43 to 1605 code for a protein of 520 amino acids. The transcript has 3 exons. Gene Ontology annotation, molecular function: thromboxane receptor activity; prostaglandin E receptor activity.
UUGAACUCGAGAGGGGAAAACAUUUCUAGUGGAAUAUUAUAAAUGCGCAUUUCUUCUUGUGUGAUUCACUCUGCCAAAUAUAGCAAGCUGUUCGAUAAAGACGCAAGGAAGUGGGUUCUUCCGAAGCAGGGUGAUAAUGAUCUGUGCGUGAACGCCACUGGGAUGUUUGUAAGAAAGUUCUGCACAGGUCGGCGAUGCGGCGAGUGUUUCAGUCCUGCUCUUGUUCCGAGCUCCUUGACAGAACCGCCUUGUUACUUUCCAGUUCCUCGGGAGUUUAACAAAGGUGUUCAGACUUGUUCCGGACCGGGUGUUCUGCUCGACAGCCGUAAAACCAAGAGGUUUACUGAAAUCUUAAGCUUGUACGGAGAGCAUCGGAGACACAGAGGAGGCUUCGACUCGCUUGUUUUGGAAACCGGUUUUCAAGUUUGCGGACUGACGCUUUACAGACACUCUCAUGGGCUCCCUGGUGCUGUGAGCGUCACAAUGUUAGCUGUCCAGAACAUGUCCCAGCUGCUCCCUCCUUUGAACUCAAACGGGACAGAAUGCCAGGGGAACGGGACACAGGAUGAAGGUGGAGCAGCGCCAGACUCCAGACAACUCACCACCCAUUCCUCUUCUGUCUCUGCCAUCAUCCCCGGCAUGUCUAUGACACUGGGCGCCAUCUCCAACAUCAUCGCCUUGGUCAUCCUGGCUAAAUCCUACGCCCGCUUCCGCCGGCGCUCCAAAGCCACCUUCCUUUUAUUUGCCAGUUGCUUGGUGGUGACGGACUUUGCAGGACAUGUGAUACCAGGGGCAUUUGUUCUCCGGUUGUACGCCGUACACAAAAAGUGGCACGCUAUUGACACCACGGGAGCCUUGUGUCAGCUCUUUGGAGCAAGCAUGGUCUUUUUCGGGUUGUGUCCACUCUUUCUUGGCUGUGUUAUGGCUAUUGAGCGCUGUGUGGGAGUCACCCGCCCGCUCCUGCACGCGUCUCUGGUCACUUCGACUCGGACUAAGCUGACACUCGCAGGGAUCUGGCUCUUUGCUCUGUGCAUCUCCCUGCUGCCCAGCUUGAAUGUGGGCCACUACUCCAUACAGUUCCCCGAUACCUGGUGCUUUAUCAGGGUGCACGGCCCCAGCCAGAGCUCAGACCUGGCCUUCGGGCUCCUCUUCUCCCUGCUCGGCCUGGCCUCCCUGGGAGUGUCCCUGGUCUGCAACACCAUCAGCGGGCUCAGCCUGGUCCGCGCACGCUGCCGCAAGCGCACCUGCAACCGGAGAGCCAAGUCCCACGACAUUGAGAUGGUGGUGCAGCUGCUUGGGAUCAUGGUGGUAUCCUGCAUCUGCUGGAGCCCCAUUCUGGUCUUCGUGGCUCUGUCAGUCAGCCAGUCACUCGGCAGCUCACAGUACGACGUGCGGCACUAUGAGUGGCUCAUGUUCCUGGGGGUGCGGCUGGCUUCCUGGAACCAGAUCCUGGACCCCUGGGUCUAUAUCCUGCUGCGGAGAGCAGUCCUGAGGAAGAUCUACCAGAUUGUGGUGAGGCAGGGAGACCUCAAGGGCAGUAAGCUGGGACAAUGGGAGGCCAGCUCCUUCCAGAGUUGCGAAGGGACAGUCAUGAAGCGGGUCUGACCCACCUGCACACACCCCUCUUCAGCUGUGCUUCAUGAACCCUCCCUGGGAGAGGCAGCAAUGGGGUCUGACCCACCCUCACACACCCCUCUUCAGCUGUGCUUCAUGAACCCUCCCUGGGAGAGGCAGCAAUGGGGUCUGACCCACCCUCACACACCCCUCUUCAGCUGUGCUUCAUGACCCCUCCCUGGGAGAGGCAGCAAUGGGGUCUGACACACCCUCACACACCCCUCUUCAGCUGUGCUUCAUGAACCCUCCCUGGGAGAGGCAGCAAUGGGGUCUGACACACCCUCACACACCCCUCUUCAGCUGUGCUUCAUGAACCCUCCCUGAGAGAGGCAGCAAUGGGGUCUGACCCACCUGCACACACCCCUCUUCAGCUGUGCUUCAUGAACCCUCCCUGGGAGAGGCAGCAAUGGGGUCUGACCCACCUGCACACACCCCUCUUCAGCUGUGCUUCAUGACCCCUCCCUGGGAGAGGCAGCAAUGGGGUCUGACCCACCUGCACACACCCCUCUUCAGCUGUGCUUCAUGACCCCUCCCUGGGAGAGGCAGCAAUGGGGUCUGACCCACCUGCACACACCCCUCUUCAGCUGUGCUUCAUGAACCCUCCCUGGGAGAGGCAGCAACGGGGGUCUUCUGCACCUCCGUUAGCUCAAGCAAGGGCCAUGGAUUUCGCUCUUUCCACAUUGUAUAUGGAGUACAUGAAAUGUGUCUCAAAUGUUUCUGGUGGAGGCUUGUUAGCUUGGGAUAAGCAUUUGGAACCAGCGUAAUCAACAUCACAUUGAUCUAAUCCAAUAGGACAGCCGGCAAAGAAGGUUAUGAAACUACAGCCUGCUGUCGGCCAUGUUGGCUCAAACUGCUGUCUGGUUUGACACAACGCUGAUUCUUUGUUUGAGCCACAAUGGCAGCAGUUUGAAAACCACCCCCCUACUGUCAGGAAUCUGCUGGGAGAAGGUGAGACAUAAGAACAUAAGACCAGUUAGGAACGAGAGCAGGCCAUUUGGUCCAUCUUACUUGUUUGGUUCCUAGUAAGCAACUGAUUUCAGAACUGCAUCCAGACGGCUCUUGAAAGAUGCCAAGGAGAAACAGCUUUGGAAAACCAUUGCACAAAAUGUGGAGUUUGAAAUAGUGACUAGGGUUGAGUGCACAGAGUAGUGCUCUUCAGAAGAGGCACUGGAGUUCUGUGCAUCCUUUAACAUGAACAUUUGUGAAUGAGAGGAGGCCACUCAGCCCCUCAGUGCUGGUCCCAUUCCUAGUAGCUGAUUGUUCUCUGUAUUGCUGGAUAAACCUUACCAACAUACUCAGUGACAGAGGCACUUCAGAAAUCCAAUGGUAGCAAAAGGGCAGCUACAAGGAAGAGGCUGUCAUUGGUAGAAUGGUAGCACAUAGUUUGACAUUCAUUUGGUGUCACAAUGAACCAUUGCACACUGCCAGCUGGAGCUGUGACAGACAUCGCUUUCAUGUGCAAAUAUUCUUCAGUUUAAACAGUUAUUCCAAUAUUUUUGAAUAAGGUCGAAAAAUAACCCUGGUACUCUUAUUAAAUGACCUGUUAAAGCAAGGACAGAAACGCUGGUGUGUGUAGUGGAGUGUGUGUGAUUGAUUUCAGACAUCAAUGAUGUAUUUCCUGUGCAUGGUAUUUGUGCUAUAGUAAUAUAUAAACUCUGUGACAUGAGUGAAUAUGAACAUGGUUAUUUUUGGCACUAUACAUUUCUAGCAGUGCGAUAUCAUUUUGUAGUUUCUUUGAUUACAUGAUGUUAAAUAAAAGAUCUAAAUAAU